This is a messenger RNA of Dentiscutata erythropus, 736 nucleotides long. The record is from the annotation of a GenBank genome assembly. NCBI's taxonomy places the organism in Eukaryota, Fungi, Glomeromycota, Glomeromycetes, Diversisporales, Gigasporaceae.
UAAUAAUGAUAAUGGUGACUCAACUCCAUCAUCGAUACCUGAAGUUGAACCCGAGGACCUUUCCAGCAUGUCGCAAAAUAUUAAAGAGGCUUAUUUCUUUGGUGCCAAUUCUGAAUAUAUUAUGUCUGGUUCAGAUGAUGGCCGAAUAUUUAUAUGGGAUCGAUAUACUGGCAAAGUGGUUAAUCUGUUGAAGGGUGACUCGAAAGUCGUUAAUUGUGUUCAACCUCAUCCUUCAUUUCCCAUAUUAUGCACUUCUGGGAUUGACGAUGACGUAAAGAUUUGGUUCCCUGAAUGCGAAGAAAAUGAUAUCUCUGAUGCUUCUGAUAUUAUACAACGAAAUGAGACAGAGGCGAGUAAUGAAAGUGGUAACCUUAGUAAUUGGGGUGGUCGAGUUUUGGUUAUACCUGCCAGCCAGGUUAUGCAAUUAUUGGAUAUUGUAGCAAUUAAGCAAUAUUUUAAGAAGAGCUCAUACUUCCAAUUAGAAAUUGUAUUCACUAACCAGGACCUUCUUAAAGAAUACACAACAAAAGGGGUCCAAAUCUUUAACAGAACUUAUAUAGGAUAUAUUUCUACAGAUGCUUGUAAAUCUUUAUUGAUAGUCAAAAUCAAAAAUGUUCUACUUGGUGAUAGAACUCAAGUGCCUGAUCUAAUCAAAGAAGUAUUUGAAGAUAUAGGCAAAAUUGUCUCUAUCAAACCUCUCUUGAUCAAAGGAACUCCAUAUCUAACAGAUCAGUAG